Cicer arietinum (chickpea) is the source of this 1508-nucleotide messenger RNA. Its product is annotated as serine/threonine-protein kinase SAPK2. Gene Ontology annotation, biological process: protein phosphorylation. The record is from RefSeq and is a predicted model, not a curated record. Lineage: Eukaryota; Viridiplantae; Streptophyta; Magnoliopsida; Fabales; Fabaceae. Gene Ontology annotation, molecular function: ATP binding; protein serine/threonine kinase activity.
AAGUCAUAUUAUUGAGAGAGUCCAAUUGUAACUUGCAAUAAAGGGCAUCCAAAACCAAAUCAUAUGUUUUAGCAAACCUUUUGCACAUUGGAAUUUGGAAACCAUAAAAAAAAUGCAAUAUAUGCUGCACGCAAACAACAACUAGUACAAGUACAAUAGCAACAAACACGCACACAGAAAAAUAAUAUAAGCUCCUUCAAUCAACUCACAUAAAUAACCACUACAACUACAUAUACUUCAAUAUAGAUUCAAGCUUAACCAUGGAACGGUAUGAGAUAAUUAAAGAUAUUGGGUCAGGUAACUUUGGUGUUGCAAAGCUUGUUAGGGAGAAAUGGAGUGGCCAAUUAUAUGCUGUUAAGUUCAUUGAAAGAGGCUUCAAGAUUGAUGAGCACGUGCAAAGGGAGAUUAUAAAUCACAGAUCCUUGAAGCAUCCCAAUAUUGUUAGAUUUAAAGAGGUGUUGCUGACUCCAACUGAUUUAGCAAUAGUGAUGGAAUAUGCUGCUGGGGGAGAACUGUUUGAAAGAAUAUGUAGUGCGGGUAGAUUCAGUGAGGACGAGGCAAGAUAUUUCUUCCAGCAGCUAAUUUCUGGAGUCAGCUAUUGUCAUUCAAUGGAAAUUUGUCAUAGAGAUCUUAAACUAGAAAAUACACUUUUAGAUGCAAGCUUAGCACCAAGACUCAAAAUUUGUGACUUUGGUUACUCAAAGUCAUCUGUUCUGCAUUCCCAACCAAAAUCAACUGUAGGAACCCCUGCUUAUAUUGCACCAGAGGUCUUAUCAAGAAGAGAAUAUGAUGGAAAGAUUGCAGAUGUUUGGUCUUGUGGGGUGACUUUAUAUGUGAUGCUUGUUGGUGCUUAUCCUUUUGAAGAUCCAGAAGACCCAAGAAACUUCAGAAAAACACUUCAGCGAAUUCUUAGUGUACACUAUUCUAUUCCAGACUAUGUCCGUAUUACUCAAGAGUGUAGACAUCUUUUAUCUCGGAUAUUUGUCGCCAACCCAGAGAAGAGAAUUACCAUACCAGAAAUUAAAAAGCACCCAUGGUUCCUAAAAAACUUACCAGUAGAAUUUAUGGAGAAUGGUGAAGGUGGAUUACAAAAUGAUGAAGAAGAUGAUUCAUCAUCAUCUCAAAGCAUUGAAGAAAUACUAUCGAUAAUUCAAGAGGGUAGAAAAGCAGGGGAUGGACCAAAAGUGGGUGAACAGUUUGUUGGUGGUAGUAUGGAUCUUGAUGAUUUGGAUACAGAUGCUGACAUUGAUGAUAUUGAAACCAGCGGUGAUUUUGUUUGUGCAUUGUGAUUCUUUGCUUGUUACUAUGCACUUUGUAGACAAAUUCUUCCUAAGAAAGUGGUUUAAGAUAAGAUGCUUCUUUUUUCUAUCACUCUUAAGUCUUAACAAUGUAAGGAAAACAAACAACCAAAUAGUUGUACUUUAGUGCCUUUUUGAUUGAUUGGAAGUUACUUGUCUUCAUCUCUGCUUAGUGGGAAUCAAAUUGCGGUGUUGCUCAUUUUUUGCUUU